AUGAAUAUUGGCACAGCAUUCAGUUCAGUUGUAGAUGUCAACAAAGACAUGUUACAUCCAAUUUUCACAAAAGAUCCCAGUGAAUGGGUGAGACUAGUGAAUAAUCAAGUGAGAGUGAGGACAGAAGAUGACUGUGAUCACAUUGGCUAUGUGUACACAGUUGAUCCAGUAUCUGAAAGUAUUGUAUUAGUGACUGAUCUUAGUAAAAUUGACAGCAACAAGAUUGCUAUGAAACUGUUGAUGGGACCUUCUGUGAGAAGUAUAGAAAUAAUUUCUGAAGGGAAUAAAGAAAUUUGCCAAUGUUUUGAUAAUUUGUUUCGACCAGCGGUUGCCGAAAAGUUAAGCCCUGAGGCAUUAACUGCAAGAAUGCAACGACUCAAAUUGUGGUUAGAAAAACAUCGUUUGCCUGUGAGCAUUAGUGGAUCAGAUGGUCAGUCAUUAACUAUAGCUGAUGCUCUAACCAUCUGCCCACCUUACACAGAACACAGCUGUCUGAGUACCAAUGAAAUUAUACUUGCCCGGAUACAAGAACUCAUUCGAACCAUCCCCACUGACAUGGAUGGCAAUGUGUGAAGAUAGAUAGAUUGGGUAAAGUGAACAGCAUGUUAUGAUGGUUGAUAUAUUGUAACAGGAUGGUUCUUUUCUGAAUGAAGUAUUAGGACUGCUGUUAUUAUGUUCUGCAUGAUGUAAAAAUAUCUGAUUAUGUUUUGCAUGAUGUAAAAUAUCUGAUUAUCAUUUUUAUUAGUUUAUUCAUUUUAAUUUUUGUCUUCAUUUUGACAUAAACAUGUUCAUUUUGUCUCAGCAUGUUAUUGAACCAUAGAACUUUGUAAGAAAAACAAUUAAUGUUUCAUUCAUCUUAUUAUUUACAUACAAUGCAAGCAAACUCAUUUUUUCUUCAUCCUAUGAUUAUUACAUUUUCCAUUUAAAUUUAUACUAACCAGCUUUAUUAUUUUUCACAAAUUUUAUUAAGGGUUUUGUUAAAAUACCUAGCCACCAGAGAUUCAAUAGUUUGAUCAUAAACAAUAGUUACACAUUGCAGAAAUAUAAAACAUCUUUAAGAUUCUAAAAUUGUUUUUGUUUCAUGUGACUUUAUUUGUUGUCCAGUGUAAAAAUUUUAUUGAAGUUUGGGAAUUUUUAGUACUUUUUUCCAUUUAACUGUUACAAAUAUUUCAUUGAUUGUUAUGAAUUUUGUGCAUCCAAAUGAUUUCAAAUUAGAACUCUACAUAAUACCAAUAGCAACAGUAAAGUGUUGAGUAUUUUCCUUUUGUUACUUUUGCAUAGUUCAUCAAAUUCAGUUAAACCUUCAUGGGUGAAUGCUAUGCCAUUUUAAAAAAAAAAGUUCAUUUAAUGAAGUUACACAUGUUUUUACAAGCUUUUAUUUAACUCACUUCCUCGUCAGUCUGUCGUCAGUCGUCAGUCUAGAUCGAAACGCUGGAGUGAAAAUUCGGUCACUUCUACUUGACCGAUACGAUUCACAUUUGACACGUGGGUCAAGGCAUGAAGACAAUACAAUCUGAAAUUAAAUUUGACUUAAUUGGAUGCCUAAUAAAUUUUUUUAUGAAUUAAUUAAAAUUUGGACCGAAUUAGUAGGCAUGUCUAUCCAACCACACCACACGCGUCAUCACGUUCAAUAGCUGCGCCAUCACGUUCAAUGGCUGCGUCAUCACGUUCAGUAGGCGCGCAAUGGUUUUUAGUCAUGUAACUCUAUUGUAAGUAAAACAUGUAAAGUACUGAAAAAAAAAUUCCUAAAAAAAUGUUUUAAUAACAAGCUUUUAUGUAAUAAUGCACUAAAAAGUAGAAAAUAAAUUAUACACUACUAUUUAAAU
Physella acuta is the source of this 1826-nucleotide messenger RNA. Its product is annotated as gem-associated protein 6-like. The record is from RefSeq and is a predicted model, not a curated record. Gene Ontology annotation, cellular component: SMN complex; nucleus. Gene Ontology annotation, biological process: spliceosomal snRNP assembly; spliceosomal complex assembly. NCBI's taxonomy places the organism in Eukaryota, Metazoa, Mollusca, Gastropoda, Physidae.